This is a messenger RNA of Cavenderia fasciculata, 2337 nucleotides long. RefSeq names its product RabGAP/TBC domain-containing protein. NCBI's taxonomy places the organism in Eukaryota, Evosea, Eumycetozoa, Acytosteliales, Cavenderiaceae. Bases 1 to 2337 code for a protein of 778 amino acids. The transcript has 6 exons. The record is from RefSeq and is a predicted model, not a curated record.
AUGUCACUCAAUACAAAUUCACAAGAGAAUAAAGUUAAAAAGAAAGACGAACAACAACAACAACAACAACAACAACAACAACAACAACAACAACAACAACAACAACUAUCACCUAAAAGAAAAAUAUCAACAAGUGAAACAAUUAUCAGUGAAAGAGGUAACAAUAAUAAUAAUAGUAAUGUAAAUAAUAAUAAUAAUUCAAACAAUAAUAAUAAUAAUAAUAAUAAUAAUUCAGGAUCAUCAUCAUUUACAUCUUCAUCAAUACUAUCCUUUUUUGGUGGCAAGUCACCUUCAUCAUCAAGUAACAAACCACCACCACCACCAUCAUCAUCAUCAUCAUCAUCGACGACGACCAUGUCAAGUAAAAAUAAUACAGCUAAACAUGUAGUUGUUGGAUUUGAUUUGACAACUACUCCUCCACCAAUUCCAGUUAUUACAGGUAUUUCCAAUGAUGGUGGAAAUAGUAGUGUAUCAUCGGUCAAUCCAUCACCUGUUCCAUCUCCAUCAUUAUCAUCUAACAACAAUAAUACUGGUACUGGAAGUAAUAUCAAUAUAAGAAAGAGAAGUCAUACCAUUGAUACAGGAUCACUUUCCCAUGGUGGAUCUACUACACCUCCCUUACCAAUCGUUCCAAAUAUGACCAGUUAUGAAUUUGCCCAUAAUAGUUUUGAUAACCUAUCAACUGCUGUUUCAGGUGGUGGUGGUGGUGGUUCUCAUCAUCAUCAUCACAAUGAAUACUAUCUAGAUACUGGUGGAAACAAAUCACCAAAUUCAUCUACUAGUGUUGGAACAACUCCUCAAUUGGUUGCUCUAAGUCCUUCUUUAUUUUCUGCCCCAAUGAAAAAACAAUCAAUUACACAAGGAUAUAUGGAUGAAUAUUAUGAAAUUGAUAAAGGACCAAAAUCAAUUGAAUUACAAAGAGAUUUAGAUUUGGUUUGGAAGACUGUCAUAUUGCCAAGACAACAACAAUUGGCAAGAAGUGAAUUAAAGUUUGUUAUUCGUCGUGGUAUUCCCGAUGACAAACGAGUUCAAGUAUGGAAACUAAUCAUGGGAUUUGAAGAGUUUAAAAAUACUUUAGAGUAUUCUUCGGUCAAAUCAACGCUUCAAGGUGACGCUAUUCCUAAAAAGUUUCGUAAUAUCCCUUCAUUUGGUGGUGUUGUUUCACCAUCUGAUCAUUAUCUAACCGAAGAUGGUAUUCAAUUGGUUAAAAGAAUUUUAUCAAUUACUGCCAUGAACUUUCCAGAUAUUGAAUAUUGUCCUGUAAUGCCAGAUAUUGUACAUAUAUUAUUAGUUUUCAUGUCAGAAUUGGAUACAUAUACAAUGUUAAAUUUAUUAAUCAAACAAUCAGGUGAUAACUUUUACCGAUUCCUAAACACAAGUAAUCGAGAAUGUACUUUAUUUGUAUUGACAUUUGAUUCACUUGUUGAAAAACAUAUUCCAAAAUUAUAUAAGCAUAUGAUGUCACUUGGAAUAUCAAGUUGUAAAGUUUUUUGUGAAGAAUGGUUUUCAAGAUUAUUUGUGUCGAUCCUACCAUUCCAUACGGUACUUCGAGUUUUUGAUGUAUUUCUAAGCGAGGGAUACAAAGUAUUGUAUAGAGUAGGGUUGGGUCUACUCAAUAUACACAAACGAGAGCUUGUCAAGUCUGGUAAUACUGCCGAUGCAUUUAUCUGUACUCUUAAAAAUCUCAACCUUCAAAUGACAGACUCCUCACUAUUGAUGAAAAAAUCAUUUGGUAUACAUCUCAAACGUGACGACUUGACUAGUAUCGACACUCGACAUACUCAUCAAUUGAGACAUGUCACCGAACCAGAUUUACCUGUUUACUAUCGUCCAAAAGUUUCCAAAAAAUCUUUAAUCUUGGAAGAUGAACAUUACGAAAUGAUAUGGGCAUGGUUACCAAAUAUUUAUGGUAUUUGUGAUCCAAAAUUAAUGUAUAGUACUGAAGAGAAUGGAUACAAUUUAGGAACUUUAUUCCAAAAGAUUGGAGAUGAUUAUCCAGUGUUGGUAGUCAUCAAAUCCGAUACAAAUAAUAUAUUUGGUUUCUUUAUUGAUCAUCCUAUUACCCCAUCAAAUUCUUUUGGUUCACAGAGUACAUUUGUAUUUACGAUUAAACCUCAUGUUACAAUUUAUAAAGCAACACUUAAAAAUGAAUUAUUUUACAAGGCAACAAAUACAUUAUUGACGGUUGGAGGUAGUAGUAAGGGUGAAUACGCAAUCUCACUAGACAAGGAUCUACAUGGUACAACAUGUCCAUGUGAAACAUUUGAUAAUCCUUGUCUCAAUGGUACACUAGAUUCAUUUACUUCACUUGUAUUGGAAGCAUACGUAUUACGAUAA